CCUUCCUCCACGACGCCAGCAACAACAGCAGCAGCAGCAGCAGCAGCAGCAACAGAAGCCGUCCCUCGUCUCCGACCCGCCUUCAACACGCUCCAGCAGCACUACUCUCCCGCGCGCAACCUCGCCCCGAAACCCCUCACGUCAACGUACCUCGCCCCGCCCACGCCCUCCAAGCUGCCCGCCAACAUCGCCCUCUCCUCCGAGACCGCCAAGGUGCAGGCCGAGCUGCUGCAGCUGCACCUGCUCCACCGCGAUGCCGACGUCGUCGCCGCCUCGUGGCAUGCCAGCGCUAGGGAGAGGCUGGGGCGGAGGUUUGCCGAGCUGGCUGAGGCCGAUGCCAAGGUCGCCGCCGAGGAGGCUGCUGUGCAACAAGCGCGGGACCUCGCUGCCCUGCGGUCGUGGGGAGGAGCUGCUGCUGCUGCUGCUGCUGGCGGCCGAGGGAAGGGCCUGGAAGACAGGAUCCAAGUUUUGGACGGAGUGCUGUCAGGUCUCUGGUCCGUCGGCGGACCGGGCGGGCGGCAUGCGCGCGCGGUCAGGAGGUUCGAGAAAUGGUUUGACCACUUGACGGCCGCCAUGGAGGCCCGAUGUCAGGCUGGGGGGCUUGGUGCGCUGAUGGCGUCUGGGGAGGUCGCGUUUAUAGGCGAGCUGGACCCGGCCUGGCGGGACGAGGUAUCGUCGCUCUCCAGGAAGCUGGACAGCUGGCGGACGCAGCUGAGCCAGCUGGAGGACGGUAUACCUGAUGACGGCGAGGGCAAGGGCGAGGGCGAUGAUCAGCCGCAGUCCAGUCUGGCGAGAAUCCUGGCUGGAUGCCGCGGCAUGGUGUGCGGGAUGCUGGCCGAGCUGAACGUCAUGGAACAUAUCGAGCGCGAGGCCAUCGCUGAGGAGGCGGCCUGGGUGAGGAGGAUGAACCGGGACGAGGAUGGGCUGGAUGAGAAUAGUACUCCGAGGGCUGGUGCUAUCUGG
Messenger RNA from Cryphonectria parasitica EP155, 963 nucleotides. RefSeq lists its product as uncharacterized. The record is from RefSeq and is a predicted model, not a curated record. The annotation marks the transcript as partial. NCBI's taxonomy places the organism in Eukaryota, Fungi, Ascomycota, Sordariomycetes, Diaporthales, Cryphonectriaceae. The transcript has a single exon.